CUUUGGUCACAUGGCUCAGCACAGCCAAUCCUUCUUAACUGCCUUCCUCUUUCACGCCGUCCCAUUGCAACGUGGGUAGUAAGUUCUCCUUGGCGUCCGAGUCGGCAGCCUUUUUCUACCAUCAAGGCACUUUGAGCACUCUAAAGAACUACAGAUGUCGAAAAAACUCGGAUUUGCAGAGAACUUUGCUCUGUCAGGCGCUGCUGCUGUCAUUUCGAAGACAGCUGCUGCUCCCAUUGAGCGUGUGAAGCUGCUGGUACAGAAUCAAGAUGAGAUGAUCAAAGCUGGGCGUUUGUCAGAGCCAUACAAAGGGGUAAUUGACUGUACAGUCCGCACUUUCCGGACUGAGGGUAUUUUGCCCUUUUGGCGUGGUAAUCUGGCUAAUUGCCUACGUUACUUCCCAACCCAGGCCCUCAACUUUGCAUUCAAAGAUACCAUCAAGAAUACCUUCAAGACCAACCCAGGCGAAUCUUAUGCCAUUAAAUUCACCAAGAAUAUCUUCUCAGGAGGGGUUGCUGGAGCUCUGUCGCUGUGCUUUGUCUAUUCCCUUGACUAUGCACGUACCCGUUUAGCCAAUGAUGCCAAGGCUGCUGGAAAGGGAGGCGGUGAACGUCAGUUCAACGGUCUGAUUGAUGUCUAUUCCAAGACCAUAAAAUCAGAUGGUCUUGUUGGCCUGUAUCGUGGCUUUGUCAUCUCAUGCGUGGGCAUCGUCGUGUACCGUGGCUUUUACUUUGGCCUGUACGAUUCCCUGAAGCCUAUUCUGCUGGGUGACGAUGCCUCUGUCUUCGUCUCUUUUCUUCUUGGCUACGGUGUGACCGUCAGCUCUGGUCUGCUCUCAUACCCAAUUGACACCAUUCGACGACGCAUGAUGAUGACCUCAGGCCAGGCUGUCAAGUACAAGGGUUCCAUUGACUGUGCAAUGCAGAUCAUCAAGAAUGAAGGCUUUAUGUCCAUGAUGAAGGGAGCUGGUGCAAACAUCCUGCGUGGUGUGGCUGGUGCUGGUGUGCUGGCUGGCUUCGACAAAUUCCAGGCUCUAUACAUCCAGUGGCGUCUAAAGAACCAUCGGCUCAUGAGCAGACUGACUGUUAGUAUUAAAAUAUAGACCAUACUGAUGAAUCAAUAGCAGCAGAGUCAUUACAUUUCACUCACGUGAAUUAAAAACUUUUCUUUCCAUCUCUGGCCAUGAAUAGCAGUAUAUUAAUGUCCUGUAAUAGUUGUACAGAGUUCAAAGAUGCGCUGGUGUGUCAAAAGUGUUCCACUUUUGUAAAUUUAUAAUCGGGUUUGUUUAUUCAUCCUUCAAAUUUGUAAGGCAUAGCCACGGAACAUUGAGGUGGGGGGGGGGGUACAUAGAAACAUUGUACAGACGCUUAAACAGCAAGCUGUUUGCAUAGCUUGGAAAUGUGCUCACACAUGCCAAUUUUCAGAUAGAAACAAAAAUAAAUUGAACAAUAAGAUAA
This is a messenger RNA of Pomacea canaliculata, 1457 nucleotides long. Its product is annotated as ADP,ATP carrier protein-like. The transcript is spliced from 2 exons. Gene Ontology annotation, molecular function: ATP:ADP antiporter activity. Bases 155 to 1102 code for a protein of 315 amino acids. Lineage: Eukaryota; Metazoa; Mollusca; Gastropoda; Architaenioglossa; Ampullariidae. Gene Ontology annotation, cellular component: mitochondrial inner membrane. The record is from RefSeq and is a predicted model, not a curated record. Gene Ontology annotation, biological process: mitochondrial ADP transmembrane transport; mitochondrial ATP transmembrane transport.